This is a messenger RNA of Polyodon spathula (Mississippi paddlefish), 2852 nucleotides long. Its product is annotated as tricarboxylate transport protein B, mitochondrial. The record is from RefSeq and is a predicted model, not a curated record. NCBI's taxonomy places the organism in Eukaryota, Metazoa, Chordata, Actinopteri, Acipenseriformes, Polyodontidae. The coding region runs from base 242 to 1195 and encodes 317 amino acids. Gene Ontology annotation, biological process: mitochondrial citrate transmembrane transport. The transcript has 9 exons.
ACAGGGUCUGUGUGAUCAGCACCCUUCACAGGAGGGCACAGCGCACAUGCCGACAAAACACCGAUCAUUAACGAUCUGUUUGAGUUAGUGCCUUUUAAAUGUGUUUUAGCAGCUGAAGUUAUAGCGUGUCUCCAUUACGUGGCACCGGAAAGCAGUCUUCUUUUUAUUUAAAAAGAAAAACAACAACAACAACAACAGUUUCGGUUUAGUUAGCUAGUUGUGUAAAUCUAUUUUCGAAACCAUGUCUGGCCCUCAAAGAUUUGCAAGCCCGUUUCACAGACCUCACUGCCUUGCAGCUGCUGCCCCGGCUGGUAAAACGAAGCUAACUCACCCUGGCAAGGCUAUUUUAGCAGGUGGGAUUGCUGGAGGUAUAGAGAUCUGCAUAACGUUUCCCACAGAAUAUGUCAAAACACAGCUGCAGCUGGAUGCCAAGGCCAAUCCACCGCGCUAUAAAGGCAUCGUUGACUGCGUGAAGCUGACAGUUAAGAGUCAUGGGGUGCAAGGGCUGUACCGGGGGCUCAGCUCGCUGGUCUAUGGCUCCAUACCCAAGGCUGCAGUCAGGUUUGGCAUGUUCGAGUUUCUCAGUAACCACAUGAGAGAUGAGAACGGGAAGCUGGACGGCACACGGGGGCUGCUGUGUGGACUGGGGGCCGGCGUGGCAGAGGCAGUGGUGGUGGUGUGCCCCAUGGAGACCAUCAAGGUGAAGUUCAUUCAUGAUCAGUGCUCGGCCAAGCCGCAGUACAGGGGGUACUUCCAGGGAGUGAGGGAGAUUAUUCGGCAGCAUGGUUUAAGAGGAACAUAUCAGGGUCUGACUGCAACGGUUCUGAAGCAGGGAUCCAAUCAGGCAAUCCGCUUCUACGUCAUGACGUCUCUGAAGAAUUGGUAUAAAGGUAAUAACCCCAAUAAGGAUAUGAACCCCUUGGUGACGGGUGCGUUUGGUGCCAUUGCCGGAGCAGCCAGUGUGUUUGGGAACACCCCCAUUGAUGUGAUUAAAACUCGAAUGCAGGGACUCGAAGCCCACAAGUACAAAAACACAGUUAACUGCGCUUACCAAAUCAUGAAACAUGAAGGACUGCGAGGGUUUUACAAGGGAACUAUCCCUCGGCUGGGUCGUGUCUGCCUGGACGUGGCCCUAGUGUUCGUUAUUUAUGAAGAGGUGGUGAAGGUCCUGAACCGGGUCUGGCAGACUGAAUGAAUGAGAGCAACCUGGAAACCAAUAGUGCCAUGGGGAGGAGGGGCUCGGAAUGCUGUAGGAGGAGAUACUGCUAAUGAUCGGUGUGCCAUAGGCAAUAGACCUAUACAAUAUACUGCUAAUGAUCGGUGUGCCAUAGGCAAUAGACCUAUACAAUAUGUAUAGUUUAUAUUGUAUAAUAUAUAUUCCAGUAAUCCCAAAUCUCCCUUGAUGCUAUUGUUUGGUCACAUUAACCCUAAAUGGUCUUGCAUUCGCACCCAUCAGGUUUUUUCUGUUUUAAGGCUUUUAAAUAUAAUGUGUGUGUCGGUGUGCAUUUUAUCAGGACCUAAGAAGCAAUCACAGGUAACACUAAGAAAUGUGGAAAACGAUCCUGCAGUUUCUUGGGACAGAACAAAGUCCCUGGCAUUGUCAACGUGUGUGCCAAAAAAAAAAAAAAAAAAAAAGACUCAUUUAGUCCAAACCUAUGACACAGUUCGUUUUUAUUUUAUGCAAGUUUUAACCAAAAGAGGAUCUCCUCAGUUUACGUUGCCUUCCCAAGCUACUUGUGUGUUCCAAUCAGUUUCAGAAUGACCUGUUUUAAGAUGGGCAUCUUAGCGUGGGGGACGGGACGACAGUAUCUGAGGAAAAUCUAUAUUCUUGAGGAGCAAUGUUAAACGUUUAAAUAGAUCUUAUUAAUAAUAAUAAUAAUAAUAAUAAUAAUAAUAAUAAUAAUAAUAAUAAUAAUGUGCUUUGAUUAUUGCAUGAAUUUGUAUUUUCCUUAAACAGAAAGCCCCCUGCCCCCAGUAAAGAUUUCAGUUCAUUAUUUCAUUCUGAAUUUCUUUCAGUUUUUUGGUUUGCAAUGUGCUUUGCACCUGAACUCCAGCAUUUCUCUCAGUGCCAGCUUCCUCUGCUCUGCUUCGGAGUGAGCUUUGAUCCACAGCCUUUCUUGUUCCUUCACUUAUUCUCACUUGACGUGAGCUGCUGAAAAGUUCAAUAAAACCUCCCUAGAAAUCCCUGAUUUUAAUUGUGCCAAGAACUAGCAGCACUUCUGCCAGAUGUGUUGAUGUGCCAAAGGUGUUCUUUAAUACAGGAAUGUGGGAUUGCUGUCAGCCUGGGUAUAAGGGUUAGUAUAAGUGUUGAUGCACCGAGUCGAGCCAGACUGAGCCCCUAGACUGAAGUGUAUCUCCGCGAUAAUGACGAGGAUUGCUUUACAUGGGGUCUGGGGGGAGGCAGUUAGAGUCAAUACGUAAUGUCUAAUAUAUACAGUGUUACACAAACUGUACCUUGUAAAUGACCCUGAAUAGAAGGUUCAUCGUUCCUGAAGCCACUUUCUAACUGGAAAUUGAUGGGUGAAAACUAUUUUGUGUUUAUAUGAAAAUAUUCAUAUAAUCUAAAUAUUCAAAAUUGUAAUUUUCCUUUUCGUUCGAUAUCCAGAAGACCCUUGCUUCUCUGAUGCCUUGUGUAGUCCUUGUUUUUCAUACUUCUGUUUCAUCAAAACCCAGAGCUUCUACAGCUUCUACAGCUGUUAUCGGCAUGCGUUUGGUUCUGAUUUUCUGAUAGCUCAGAUUAGGGAGAGUCCGUGCUCCAGGUAAUCAAGCUUGCUGUGGCAUUUCAGUUUGCAUGCUGCUUGUAAUUUUGCAUUUUAUUUCAGUUAUUUUUGUUCCUCCCCCCCCCCCCCCCC